Messenger RNA from Drosophila grimshawi, 1480 nucleotides. RefSeq names its product transcription initiation factor TFIID subunit 7 (gene Taf7). The record is from RefSeq and is a predicted model, not a curated record. The transcript is spliced from 2 exons. Gene Ontology annotation, cellular component: transcription factor TFIID complex. Gene Ontology annotation, biological process: transcription initiation at RNA polymerase II promoter; RNA polymerase II preinitiation complex assembly. The coding region runs from base 73 to 1392 and encodes 439 amino acids. Lineage: Eukaryota; Metazoa; Arthropoda; Insecta; Diptera; Drosophilidae. Gene Ontology annotation, molecular function: RNA polymerase II general transcription initiation factor activity.
UGUAAUAGAUAACCAGAUUUUUCACAGCUAGUGCUUAUAAUAUGUUGAAAUAUUUUUGUAGCAAGUAAUAAAAUGUUUGAGAAAAAAAAACAGGCCGAGCAUAAGCCCAGGGAUGAUGGCGUUGAGCUGGAGAACCAGUUCAUAAUGCGCUUCCCCAAGCACCUUGCCACAGCGGUUCACGAGGCAAUACAGGCAGGCAACAUAAAGGAUCGGUUGACCAUACAAUUGGAUCAGGAUUUGCGUUAUGGUGAAGUGCGUUUCGAUGAGCAACUGCUCUACACGAAAAUCUUUGAUUUGCCCACAGUUUUGGAGAGCUACAAAACGAUUGACAACAAAAGCUUCUACAAAUCGGCCGACAUUUGCCAGCUGAUGGUGUGCAAGGAGGAGCCGGAGGACGACACCGAGAAAGAAUCGCCGAAUAAGAACAAGAAGAAGGAUCCCAACAAAGUGGACAAAAAGUAUCUGUUUCCACAUGGCAUAACGCCGCCGUGUAAAAAUGUUCGCAAACGACGCUUUCGCAAGACUCUGAAAAAAAAGAACGUGGAGACUCCCGAAAUUGAGAAGGAAGUGAAGCAUCUGUUGCGGAGCGACAACGAGGCUGUGCGCGUCGACUACGAGAUCAUCAAUGAGGAGGACAAACCCGGCGAUGAACUCGAUCAGUCCGAUAUUAAACCCUACAAUUUGGCUGAUGAGGACUUGCAGGAUGACACGAUGCAUGCCAGUGAUAAAACCAUCAAUGAGAGCGCCUCGCAACGUGACAUUAACGUCGAGUCGGAUGAUGAUGAGACCAGCAAUUUCGAGACACUUCGUGCACCCAAUAUGGGCGUGGCAGCCCAUGACAUUUUCGGCGAGGGGGUGUCUACCACGGAUGACGAGGAUGAGCCCACAAUGCCCGGCAAUGAUUCACGUGCAAUGGAGGAAUCUUCUCGGCUCUCCGCCGACGACUCUCGCAUGUCCGAUUUCUUUGGCGCCAGUAGCGCGGCCAAUGCUUUGGACAUUAAAACAGAGCCCAACGAAUUCAGCAAAUCUAUGUUUGGACGCGAAAACAGCAGCCCCAAGUUGAGUGCAGCUGGCUCCAGUUCCAAUCUGGCGGCUCCCAGCGGUUUCUAUGACAAUCAGUUGAUGACGAAACGCGAGGACUUCGAUCAUAUGGAGUUUAUAGAUGAGCCACAGCCACAAUAUACACAGCAGCAGAUUCACGACAAGGUCAAUCAACUAACACGCCAAAUUAGCGAACUCAAGGCGCAGCAAUCGCAAAAGUCCACCGAAAUCGCAUCCAUACAGAAUGCCACGCUAAAGCAGCGCAUGCAGGAGACCCUAGAUAAUCUCUAUACACAAGUCAUCGAACGCGAGCUGGAGCUGAAAGACUUUGAGAAUAUGAUGGAGCAGUAAAGCUAAAUUAAAAUUUUUUAGAAUAGUAAAGCUGAAUUUAGCAAUAAGCUGCAAGUUACAUAAAAUAAAUUUAAGUGAUUAUGUUUUA